AUGUCCAUCCUUCAAAAAGCAGAUCCAUCCGUCUUGCGUGACAAGCUCCGCGAGAUCAUCGCCGAGGCUGACAAAAAGGCAUCCUCCGAGGCAGCAGCAGGCAGGAUCGAGCUCAAGAGGGGCUAUUGCACCAUUCCACUGCCCGGCAUCGAUGUGCCCUUUCACUCUCGCGUCCUCAAUGGAGGUGUGCCAGAAUUUCACGCCUUCUUGUCCAAGAGGGUGGGAGACAUCAAUCCCGAUGCGCUCAUCAACAAAUACAUUCCAAACCUCGUAGCCAAGCCGUUCCAAGUGAGUGAGCAGGCGUAGCCCUCAGACGCUCUGUGUCCGCGACGACUGACCCCCCGCUCUUGCUGCUGCUGCCCCUCGUAGCUCACGAAAGAGUAUGCGCAACUCAUUCUCGACACGACAGGAUCGCCUAGACUGGAAAAGAUGCUGCAAAACUGGGACAAGGAUGGCUGGGGUACAGUCGAAAAGCGCCAACGCCUCGCCAAGGAGCUCUUGCUGUUGCUCCUGAGUCAUCAGUUCGCCAGUCCCGUCAGGUGGUCGGUAUUCAAGUGGCACGCCGCGUCCCAAUCGUCGCCGAGCUCACUCCGUAUCACUUUUGCAGGAUCGAAACGCAAGACGUCUUUUUCAACGAGCCUUACUCCUUUGAGCGCCUCGUCGAGUUCGGUCCUGCACCCACGCUGAAAGGAAUGGCACAAAAGACGGCGGGUCUGAGUGAGUGGCAUGCGCCGUAUCUUUUGGUAGCUCGCCUGCUGCUCUGCGCUGAGAUAUUGCCCCAUUCACCCAGAAUACGCCGCUGCUGACCAAGCGAAGGGCAAGCGCCGAGCCAUGUUUUGCCAUAGCAGCGACAGGGACAAGAUCUACUACAACUUUGCCGACGCUGAAGCUGAUGCCGUCGAAACCACUCCGGCUGGGCCCUCAGCGGGUGCUAUUACUCCUGCUGCUGCUCCAGCGCCGGCUGUCGCGGCUCCUGCCCCUGUCCCUGUCCCUGCUGCAGCGCCAGCCAGUGCAGCUGCAGAAGUUCCAGACGAGCCACUGAAAGCGGUGGACACUCUGCGAGUCAUUCUCGCCCAAAAACUGAAAAAGCAACUUUCGGACAUUCCCCUCUCCAAGGCCAUCAAGGACCUCGUCGGCGGCAAGUCCACUUUGCAAAACGAGCUCGUGGCUAGUCUCGGCGAAGAAUUUUCCAGCCUCCCUGAACGAGGCGAGGAGCUCCCACUCGACGAAUUGGGCGGAGCCCUGGGCGCUGGCUACAGUGGGACGAUGGGCAAGUACACAUCCGGUCUCGUCUCCCGCAUGGUCGGCGGCAAGCUUCCCGGAGGCUUCAACCUCGCCAGCGCCAAGUCGCACCUCCAGAAAGCGUGGGGAUUGGGUCCUGGUCGAACGGAUGCUGUCCUUCUCGUCUCGCUCACGCAAGAACCUCCGAAACGUCUGGGUUCCGAAGCGGAAGCAAAGGCGUUCCUCGACACUGCAGCCCAAACCUACGCUCAGCAUGCCGGUAUCACUCUCAGCCAAGGCGGUGGCAGUGCUGGCAGCUCCGGUGGAGGCGGUGGCGGGGCUACAAUCAGCGCUGAAGAGCUAGAAAAGAUCCAAGGCCGUCACGACGAGCACGCCCGCCGUCAAAUCGAAAUCCUCCAGCGCUAUCUCGGUGUGGAUGGUCGUGCUGGCCAACGCGUCGCAGAGGGCACCCGUUUAGAAGUCAAAGCUUUGCAAGAUCAGCUGGACGCCAUUUCUCGAGAGCACGGCGAAGAGUACACCAACAUGAUUCGCCCCAAAUUCGACCCGCUCAAAGCUCGCCACUUUGCAAGCUUUUGGAAUUGGUCCAGGCAAGACGCUCAGCACCUCUGGUACGACAUCAUCAGUGGGCGUCUCACAACCGUCGAUCGUGAAAUCACGCAGCGUUGUCUCAACAUCAUCUCGCGCGCAGACGACACGCUUCUUCACCUCAUGGCGUACACCAUCGAGCGCGUGGAUCCCGAGCUGGGUCCCACGUAUGCGCUCGCCAAGCAGUUCGGUCAAAUGCUGAUGGAAAAUUGUCGCGAGGCAUUGCCAAGCCCACCCAUCUACAAGGAAGUCUACGCUCCCACCGCUCCACACACCGAAAUCGGAGCCAAGGGCGAAGUCAUCUACAGCGAGGUCAAGCGCGAAGGCGUUCGCAAGCUGGAGGCGUACGUACAAGAGAUGGCGCACGGAAAGCGUGUCGGCCCGCAAGUCAACGUAGAGCUGGCAAGAGAGCAAAUGGCCAAGCUCUGGACGCUCAUCAGAAACGAGCCUAGCUUUACGAAGGUCGGCAAAACGACCAUUAAGAGCAUGUACACCGAAGUCGUGCGCUCGCUCGGACCUGCUGGCCGUCAUCCCCGCAUUCGCGGUUCGAGCAGCCGUCGCCAAUCAUCCUCCGUCGCCCACGGCUCUCGUCCUACCGUCACGCCCGAGCCAUUCAGCCUCGCUGAUGACCGCGUCCCGUACCUAAAUGUCAAGCGCAAGGUCGGAGGAGAAUGGCAGACCAGCAAGCAGCUCACAGGCGUCUACAUGACGCUCCUCGAGGACAUGGCCAAGAAUGGAGUCACAUUCCAAGGACAAAAUGCUCUGCUGACGGGUGUCGGCAAGGGUUCAAUCGCGCUCGAAGUCGCGAAAGGAUUGCUGGCUGGUGGCGCUCGAGUCAUCAUCACCACCUCGUCGUACUCUCGCGCCACUCUAGACUUUUACAAGGAAAUCUUUCAAAAGGUCGGUGCGCGAGGCUCUCAGCUCACCGUCGUGCCAUUCAACGGCGCAAGCAAAGAAGACGUCAACAGUCUGGUCACCUACAUUUACGAGUCUUUGCGCGUCGACCUCGACAUUCUCAUUCCGUUUGCCGCCAUUCCAGCAUACGGACGUGAUGUGUCGGCCAUCGACGAUCGUGCAGAAGUCGCUUUCCGCGCCAUGAUGACGAAUGUGCACCGCUUGCUCGGAGCUGUGCGCUCCGUCAAGGCGGCAAAACGCAUCAACACCAGACCUACCGUUGUCCUCCUACCCUUGAGUCCCAAUCACGGCUCCAUGGGAGGAGACGGUCUCUACUCCGAGUCCAAGAUAGGCCUCGAAACGCUCUCAAACCGCGCGAUCAGCGAAGGUUGGGCGGAGUACGUGUCCAUCGUCGGUGUCGUCAUUGGUUGGUGUCGCGGUACGGGACUGAUGGAUGCCAACAAUCAAAUCGCGGCCAAGAUUGAGGCUGCGGGUCUGCGCACAUUUAGCAGCACGGAAAUGUCGUUCAACCUGCUAGGAUGUCUCCACCCCCUGUUCAGAGCGACGGCUCAGGUGGAGCCUAUCCUUGCCGACCUGUCUGGAGGCUUCAACAGCGUGCCGGAUCUGGCCAAGCUCAGCACGAGGAUUAGGACGGACAUUGCGAAUGAGAGCGCUCGUCGUCGUGCGAUUGCAGCCGACGAUGCUGCCGACUACGUCGUCAUCAAGGGUUCUGCAGCCGAGAAGCUCCACCAGACGCGCCUCGUUCAAGCUCGCGCUCAACACUCUUUCGGCUUUCCGGCUCUGGGACCGUGGAGACCGGACGCUCUUGCCAUGCUUCGUGCACUCCCGGCUCGCGUUUGA
Ceraceosorus bombacis is the source of this 3582-nucleotide messenger RNA. Lineage: Eukaryota; Fungi; Basidiomycota; Exobasidiomycetes; Ceraceosorales; Ceraceosoraceae. The record is from the annotation of a GenBank genome assembly.